AUGAGAGGAGUCGGAGGACCGUUGCUGUCGAUCGGAGAUCUGCUCGCCGAUCUGGUUGCAGAGACCAGUGAGUCACCGGAAAACGAUCAAAAUCCGGAUAAUUCUUCAAGAUUAGAACCUGAUGCCGUCUCUGGAUCCUUGGAUUUAACCCAACUCUUUCAGGGCAAGUAUGAUAAACUAAACAGUGCGUUUGCUGGUUCUGAUCACUCAUGGACCUCUCUGACGUUGGAGCUUUGCACAGCCCUGGAAACUGCAAACAAGUUGGUUCAAGCCACCACCACAAAUGCUAGAUUGUUGUCAGGGAAAGUGGAAGAGCUCGAGAAAAUUGUGAAACGAGGAGACUCUUCGGUUGCAGCUGCUAGAACAGUUCACGCUACUGUUAACCAGAAAGGAUUACCCUCUUAA
Molecule: messenger RNA, 405 nt
Organism: Microthlaspi erraticum
Lineage: Eukaryota; Viridiplantae; Streptophyta; Magnoliopsida; Brassicales; Brassicaceae
Source: the annotation of a GenBank genome assembly